Molecule: messenger RNA, 3095 nt
Organism: Eublepharis macularius
Lineage: Eukaryota; Metazoa; Chordata; Lepidosauria; Squamata; Eublepharidae
Gene: SYF2
Product: SYF2 pre-mRNA splicing factor
Exons: 7
Coding region: 65-787 (240 amino acids)
Cellular component (GO): Prp19 complex; catalytic step 2 spliceosome; post-mRNA release spliceosomal complex
Source: RefSeq, a predicted model, not a curated record
CUCCUUUUGUGAGGUCGCAGAGAGGGUGGAAGCGGAAGGAGCGUUGGUGAAAACAACGGACGAGAUGGCGGCGGUUGGGGUCUCCACCGACAAUUCAGAAGAUCCUGCUUGCAUUGCAGCAGAAGAUGUAGCUGCACAGAAGAGAGAGGAGCGGCUUAGGAAAUUCAGAGAACUUCAUUUGAAGAGGAAUGAAGCUCGCAAGUUAAAUCACCAGGAAGUUGUGGAGGAGGAUAAAAGGCUGAAGUUGCCAGCAAACUGGGAAGCUAAAAAGGCCCGUUUAGAAUGGGAGUUGAAGGUGGAGGAAAAGAAAAAGGAGUGUGCAGCAAAAGGAGAAGAUUACGAAAGAGUGAAACUGUUAGAAAUCAGUGCAGAGGAUGCAGAACGAUUUGAGAGGAAAAGGAAAAAGAAAAAUCCAGAUCUUGGAUUUUCAGAUUAUGCCGCUGCUCAGUUGCGUCAGUAUCAGAGAUUGACCAAGCAGAUCAGACCUGACUUGGAAGAGUACGUAAAGCUAAGAGAAGAAAGUGGUGAAGAGUUUUAUCCCACAUCAAAUAGCCUUCUCCAUGGAACUCACGUGCCUUGUAAAGAAGGGGUUGAUAAAAUGGUCGCGGAUCUCGAAAAACAAAUCCAAAAACGUGAGAAGUACAGCCGGAGGCGUUCUUACAACGAUGACGCAGAUAUCGACUACAUUAAUGAGAGGAACGCCAAGUUCAAUAAGAAAGCUGAAAGGUUCUAUGGCAAAUACACAGCAGAGAUCAAACAGAACUUGGAAAGAGGAACUGCCGUCUAGGCUUGAACGUUUGCAAGCCAAGGACAGCCACAAAGCCAUCCUGACUGUACAUAGAUCACAAAUUAUGAAACCUGUUUCUUUCCGAGGGGCAUUUUUAAAUGUUCAGCAACCUUUGGUGCAAAGGUAGAAUUUGUCAGAUGUUCAGAAGGACAGUAGUUCGCCAAGCAUAGUUGCAUAGUCGAGAAGUUCAAUUUUGACUUCUGAUUGUGAGCCUGCAGGGGCCUUUCCCUUUGCAGUUUCUUUAUGGGGAAAUGCGUAAAUUUCCAGAUCCAACUUGUUUGGCAGAUUGAGUCUUGAGUGUACGCAAGGUUUCUGUGGAAAAAUAGCAACUACAGCUCUAAUGUAAAAUGUUACUUAUAGUAUCUUGAUUAAAUUAGCUUGCUGUCUGAGAAAUACUUCUUUGCAAUGUGGCAAAAUUCCUGGAAAAGCAAUGAAAAGCGUGGAUGUGCUGUAGACCCUAUUAUGCUGCAUAUUGGCUUUUACAUCCCCGAUUGCAUCCCUCGUACCCACAAAACCCUUUCUUGAGGGUAUCAAGCAUUUGUAACUGGCUCUCCUUGAUUUUCCAUCUGUUAUGGGAGAGGUCAAUCUUUGAGCCAAGGAUGUCAAGCAGUUUUUCUGCAGCUAAAUCAUGGCUUUAGUGGCCUGCUCAGUUCGUGGCUUCCAUGGCCGCAUAUGCUUCUCCCUCCAGGUGGCAAGGUAUCAAGCCAUCUCUACCAGAUCACAGCCUUGCUACCCUAACCUUGAGUUGGAGGUGUUCAAGGCCAAGGAAACGCCCCUUCUCCUGUUUGUUCAGAAGAGGCAAGCCUCUGAAUGCUUUCCUUUGCAGGUAGGAGAGGGAGACAAAGUCUGAGGCUGAAGGUAACUGGACAGAUUGGAACCACAAUCCCCAGAGAUCUAUGAUUUGGGGAUGCAUGCAAAGCAAAUGGGGUGUGUCUUCAUUUGAGCUUCCCUCACCACAAUGCUAACCUUUUGCUUCAGAGUGGCUCCAGAAUAGGAUUUGGGGCUUUGGGUUGUGCAAUGCAAUUCCCUGAUGAAGAAAAUCCAGGAUGCACUGUAUAAAAUUAAAAAGGGUUUAGAUUUGUUCCAGCUGCCGCUUUUUGGUACACUCAGGGCUUGCUGACCUUUAUCUUUGUACUUAUAGGAGAGCCUAGAAUGCUAGAAACAGGCACGGCUAUGUUCCCCAGAAUAGGGUGGCUACCUUGGAGUAUUUCUGCUGCCAUUGUUGCUCGGAGAAAGUGCUGGAGAAGAAGGCAGACACAGGAUGGUCUGGCACAGACAGGUGUCCAACAUGGUGAUGGUACAUGGGAAAUACCAGGUUCCCAUUAAAGUGGGAACCCACCCACUUAGAUUUCACGAAGGACCACCUUCUCUCCCAUCUGAACCUGCUCGGGACCAGCAAGCCAGUGGCUCCUCACUGACAGAUCCACCCUGCACAAUGAGAUGAGAGUUGGCGCAUACUGUUUCAGCUGUUAGCUCUCAUCCUGGGAUAACCUAGGCUUGGUUUCUAUGACCUUCCACGAAGUUUUCCUGCAACAAAGAAUGGAUUUCCUUCAACAAAAAAAGAUUUUUAUAGCAUUGUUACGGGGACGGGAAUUUUUUCCCCAAAAUUAUGUUUUUAGAUAUAGCAAUUCAGUUCUCCUCUCCUCCUACCCCUUUUACAAAAAGGGUUUCUUUUUGAUCAUUUUGUAACUCCAGCCCUUGCAGUUGUUUUCUGUUACUCGCCACCAGGUGGUGUUCUAGUAGGAGGUUUGCGAAGACAUUGCCUGUCUCUGAGCGCCUGCAGGGUGAAAUUCUGGAAUUUUGCAGAAACUCCCUUCCUGCCGUCCCCUCUUUGAAUUUUAAUAUGAUCAAAAUGAUUUUGUUGGAAACUGACUCCAAAUUCCUAAAAAGAGUAAAGAAAAAAGAAACGUUGGAUUUCAGGGAAAAAAUGGUUAAGAGAAAUUAAGAAAAUUCCUCUUAACCAUGCUAUUUUUCUCCAUCAGACUAAGUCAUCUCCAGCAGAAAAAGUCUUUCUGUCUUGAAGGAAGGCUUAGAAGGUUGUCGUGGGUUUCCGCUUAUCAGAAGGAAGUUGUAGCAUCGAACCCGUUCCCCAGAGGUGUAGGGCAGCCCCCUCCCUCUCUUUGCUAAAUAUAACCAAGCUAUGGAGGGCUUAUGAAUUUAUGCCUGCUUAAACUUAGAUUUGAAAUUUUUAAUCUUGUGGGUUUUUAAUCUUGACAUACUGUGUUUUGUUGGCAACUUACUUUGUCAGCUGCUUUGAGUAUAAGGAAAUAAAUAGGGGACUUUUUAAAUAAACAGUAUGCUGCUACGA